This is a messenger RNA of Trichoderma breve, 1020 nucleotides long. Its product is annotated as phosphorylase superfamily domain-containing protein. The record is from RefSeq and is a predicted model, not a curated record. NCBI's taxonomy places the organism in Eukaryota, Fungi, Ascomycota, Sordariomycetes, Hypocreales, Hypocreaceae. Gene Ontology annotation, molecular function: catalytic activity. Gene Ontology annotation, biological process: nucleoside metabolic process. Bases 1 to 1020 code for a protein of 339 amino acids. The transcript has a single exon.
AUGGCAGAUCCUGAAGUAUACGCCGUUGGUUGGAUUUGCGCCAUAAGUACAGAAUAUGUUGCUGCGCAGGCUUUCCUAGAUGAGAGACACGGAUCCCCGAGUAGCGUCUCUAGACAUGACAACAACGAUUAUACGCUGGGGAGAAUCGGACCGCACAACGUUGUCAUAGCCGUUCUUCCCGACGGAGAAUACGGGAUAGCUUCUGCGGCAAGCGUGGCGAGAGACAUGCUCCAUAGCUUUCCAAAUGUCAGGAUUGGGUUAAUGGUCGGCAUUGGCGGCGGCGCGCCCAGCCCAAGCCAUGAUAUUCGUCUCGGCGAUAUUGUUGUGAGCGCUCCUCGUGAUGGAAUGGGCGGCGUCUUUCAAUACGAUUUUGGUAAAACAAUUCAAAAUCAGAGUUUCCAGACCACUGGAUUCUUGAAUCAACCGCCGACAGUCCUGAGAACAGCAAUGGCAGGGCUCAGAGCUCAGCACGAAGGGGAAGGGCAUGAUAUCGAGGCCACUAUUUCUGGGAUUCUCAAUUCAAAACCACGACUCCGGAAGAAGUACACUCGGCCAGAUCCGAGCAGCGAUAAGCUCUAUAAAAGUGACGUGGUUCACAUUGAAAAUGAUGGCGCUGGCUGUCAGACUACAUGCGGCGACGACGCAAAGAAAUUGGUGUCACGCUCAGUGCGAACAGAGGAGGAAGAUAACCCGGCUAUCCACUAUGGGCUUAUCGCUUCUGCAAAUCAAUUGAUGAAAGACGCCAUCAUGCGUGAUAAACUCGCCACUGAGAAGGGCGUUUUGUGUUUUGAGAUGGAAGCAGCUGGACUUAUGAACCAGUUUCCGUGUUUAGUCAUUCGAGGCAUCUGUGACUAUUCUGAUUCGCAUAAGAAUAAGGACUGGCAAGGGUACGCGGCAAUGACGGCAGCUGCUUAUGCGAAAGAUUUACUACGCCGUAUACCAUCGAACAAAGUUGAGGCUGAGCAAAAAAUUACAGACACCCUAUCCCACGGUCAGUCACCCGUCGGUUGUGUGGACUAG